CUGCGCUUUUACGCACGACUCUGGUGACACUGUGGUGGAGGCAGAGCACCAUGCAGGCCGUCAGUGUGUGAGCGUUUCCCAGUCAAAGCUGCCACCGCUGUAGAAGAUGAUCCUGCUGCCUGGUCUGUUAUUUAUCCUCUGGGGAGGAGCGGCUCGGUGUCUGGGGGAGGAUGGAGGCUUCACUUUUGAUGGAGAUCUCCGCCACUUCGCCGUGACCACAAACACGGUUUACAUCGCUACAGAGGAGAAGCUGUACCAGCUGAACCACGACCUGACUCUGGUCCACAGUCUGACCCUGAGAGGAAUCUUGAAGGGCGGGAACCAACAGCCGGACGACGUGUCGUUUUACCGGGUUUCUGAGACGGCUUCGUGGAACGCAACUUUCAAAGUCAACGUGUUGUUGCCAUUUGUUGAGAACGACACUCUGAUCAGCUGCGGGGUGAUCGACAAGGAGUGUGGUUACUGCGAGGUUCUGGACCUGAAGAACAUCUCUAACCUUGUGCACAGGGAGAGCAUCCAGGUGGGACCACUGAGGAGCAGCAACGCGUCCGUCGCGGUCUUGGUGAAUCUGAAGAAGAAUCCAACACAAGACACUUACAUUCUGACCGGGGUACAGCAACAUCAACACAACACCGAACAGAGCAGCUGCACCUCUAAUAUCCAAACUGUCAACCUUCAGAAUACGGUUGAAAAACAAGCGGGAGGUAUAUUUUCUCUAAAUGAUGAUCAACUCACGCCCUCGAUCAGAAGUAAAGGUGAUGUGGAGUUUGUGGACGGAUUUCAGAUCAGUUCAACCAUGUAUCUGCUCUCCAACGUGCUCUCAGCCGCUAAAAGUAACAACGUCCGUCUCAUUUGGCUUGAGGGCAAAACCAGCAAGACCCAGACUUACAGGUCUCUGCGGGGUGCGACUCUCAGUGUCUCUGAAGCUGGUGGUGAGGGGAACAGACUCCUGGCCUCCUCGGUGAUCCCGGGCGGGCCCUCGGUGCUCUGGAGCGGACUGUUCAGUGUGGACGGAGGACAGAGCAACACCGAGCUGCUGGUGUUUGACAUCAGCCCCGAUCUCACCGGAGAGGACGAUUCAGAUCCAGACUUCUGCAGUGUCUGUCCCGAAAAGACAAGUGUUACAAAGCCAAAGACCCUGAAGCCGAAGGCAGUGCUCUUCAGACAGAACUACAUGACCUCUGUGCUGGCAGUGAGGCAGAAGGCCUGGAUGGUUUUCUUCAUCGGGACAGGAGAUGGACAGCUCAUUAAGCUUGCUGUAGAUAAGGACUAUCACACCGCCUGUCCCAUGGUGCUCUACAGGGCCAAUGAUGAUCGCCAAGUGUUUCCCAAAAUACUUCUGGAUCCAGUGGAUCAUAAACAUGUGUAUGUGCCAUUUCAAAACCAGAUGAAGCGUGUACCUGUGUCAAAGUGCAGCAUGUACACAAAUGUGCAGGAGUGUUGGUCUGCACAGGAUCCACACUGUGUCUGGUGUGGCUCUAAAUCAAGGUGCACAUUUGAAGAUGACUGCACAGAUUCAGACUGGGUGUCCAUUCCUGAUGAUCACCAACACAAAAUAGUUUCCUACAAAGUUGAAAAGGAGCCAACUGGUCAGAUCAAACUGAACAUCCAGACACACCUGACUGUGGGUCAGAGCACACUGUCCAGAUUCGCCUGUCAGUUCUCUGCAAGUUCCAGUGAGCUUUGUAGCAGGAGUGGCCCUCCUCCACUGUUCCCACAAUGCACCUGCAUCUUCUCUGAUAGCAGACUUCCUGCUGAAGGUCUGGGUGUCAGUGUAAGAAUUAGAGUUGGGAAGACGCACUUUUUGGAACAACUGACGUUAACCAUCUGUUCAAACAUCAGGGGACCUCCAAGUUCUGUCUUGUGUCAGCAGUGUAUCAGGGCUGGAUGUGGCUGGAGCAAAAACAGCUGUUCCUGGGCAAAUCAAGGAGUGAUCAAUGACAGUGUUUGUCAAACGAUGGAGUCUGGGAUGAACUUUUCUAGGCCAGUGAUCUCCUCCAUCACCCCCAGUGUCGUGUCUUUCUACGGCAGAAACCACGCAGUGUUGUCGGGUCAGAACCUCAGAGAUGUGACCAGAGUGAGGAUGACUGUGGACACAGACUGCACUCCCCAAGAAUCUCCUGUAUGGAACAACACAGGCGUGAAUCUCACGUUCCACAUUCCCAGGACAGAUGGUAAAGGUGUGGUCAAAGUAUGUGCUCUCCUCCCAGAUGGUGGUUGCCAUGGCAACACUAAAAUCACCUACAAGUCAUCACCAUCCUGCACCAAAAUUGUCCCAAGCAGCAGCUGGGUCAGUGGGAAGAGGGAGAUCACACUCAUGGGCUCUCACCUGGACUUUGUGGAGGGGGUCACACACAGCCACGCCCCACAGAGGGUCAGACCUCCAGGAAGCAGCAGCUAUCAGAAUCUCACCUAUGACACACCUGCAGCUGAAAACAGUCAGAGGACUUUUACCAGCACUGUGUUUCUGAGAGUAGCCAAUGAAACCUUGUCCUGCUCUGAUAAAAUCACCUACUAUCCAGACCCUGAGUUUACUGGUUUCAGUCCCAUAAGGAUAGGGGACGAUGUGCGCAUCACCAUAGAGAAAAAGGCAGACAAACUGGAGAUGACAGAAGCAGAGUUGUCAGUGUGGGGCGAUCAGGAAGGAAAACAAUAUCCCUGCAUCAUGAAGAGCAAAAAAACCACCAACGAAAUAGAACAUUUUAUCUGUGAAAUUAAGAACACAUCCAAAACUAAUUUUCAGAAAAUAAUGAUAAAAUACGGCGAAAAGAGUGUAGAACUGCAACUUAAAUCUUCAGGGCUCCUUCUGAUACUGCUUGUCCUUCUGCUGAUACCCUUCAUUAUUAUCAUGGUGGUGUUUGUCUACCGAAGAAAACAGAACCAGCUCACUGCCAAGAUGAACAGGCUCAUGGAAGAUCUAGAGCUCGACAUUAGGAAUGACAUCAGACAAGGCUUUGUGGAUCUGCAGACAGAGAAAGCUGACUUGAUGGAAAAUGUUGGAGCGAUUCCUUUCCUAGACUACAAGCACUUUGCCUCCAGAAUCUUUUUUCCUAAGAGUGAACAUUUGAUGAUGUUGUGUAUCAAAGACAUUGGUCAGGAUGCAGAAAAGGUUCAGCUUGAUGAGUGUUGCCAGGGCUUGUCCAAGCUGAUCCAGGACCAGCUCUUUCUCACAUCUAUGGUUCACGCUCUGGAGGAGCAGAAGAGCUUCACCAUUGAAGACAAGUGUGUAUUGGCAUCUCUACUAACAGUAGCACUCCACGGCAACUUGUCGUAUCUGACGGAGAUGAUGGAGGUUCUGCUGAAGGAUCUGAUGCAGCAAAACAGCAAUGCUCAGCCCAAACUGUUGCUCCGACGCACUGAGUCCACAGUGGAGAAACUGCUGACCAACUGGAUGUCCAUAUGCCUUUAUGGCUUCCUCCGGGAAAGUGUCGGCCAGCACCUGUUCCUGAUGGUGAGCGCUCUCGCGCAGCAGAUCGCCAAAGGACCUGUAGACUGUGUGACAGAGAAAGCUCUGUAUACACUCAGUGAGGACUGGCUGCUGUGGCAGGCUCAGGACUUCAGCUCCCUGAAGCUGAAGGUGCUGUUUGCUGUGGGCAGUGAUGGAGAGGUCAGUGAGCCUCUGGAGGUCAACGCCCUCAACUGCGACACUGUAGAGCAGGUCAAAGAGAAGAUCCUGUCCACCUUCAAGGCCAAGUUUGGUUUCCCCUACAACACUCCCCUCAGGGACGUUUGUAUCGAGUAUGAGAAGGAUGGCUUGUUUGUCCCUCUUCAGGAAGUAGAUGCAAGCUCAGAAGUUAUUGGGGAGGUGACAAUGCUCAACACACUCAAGCACUACAAAGUUCCUGAUGGAGCAACAAUCAAAGUGCUUUCUAGGAAAGCUCAUCCUCCUCUGAGUCCACAGGGAAGUGUGAAGGAUGAUGAGAACUUCUCUGGGAAAUACUUCCACCUGAUUGAUCCUGAUAUAGUCGAGGACCAAAGAAAAAACCCAGAGAGGAAGAAAUUAAAACUGAAGGAAGUGCACCUCACCAAGCUGCUCUCCACAAAGGUGGCAGUGCAUUCAUUUGUGGAGAACCUGUUCAAGUCAAUCUGGGGGAUGCCGCACAGCAGAGCUCCGCACGCUGUCAAAUACUUCUUCAACUUCCUGGACACUCAGGCAGACAACAUGAAGAUCACAGACCCAGAUGUCCUACACAUCUGGAAGACCAACAGUUUGCCUCUGCGCUUCUGGGUCAACAUCCUGAAAAACCCCCAGUUUGUUUUCGACAUGGAGAAGACUCCACAUUUGGACGGUUGUCUGUCAGUCAUCGCUCAGGCCUUCAUGGACUCCUUCUCCCUCAGUGAGACCCAGCUGGGAAAGCAUGCACCAACCAACAAGCUCCUAUAUGCCAAAGAUAUUCCCAAGUUCAAACAGGACGUGAAGGCUUACUACAAGCAGAUCAGAGACCAGCCACCAAUCACAGACUCUGAAUUCAAGGCCUUCCUACAGGAGGAGUCAAAGAAACAUGAAAAUGAAUUCAACGAAGCAGCAGUCCUCAGAGAGCUCUACAAAUUCAUCCAGAGAUACUUCACAGAGAUAAGAGAGAAGCUUGACCAGAACGGAGCCCCUACUGAGCUGACCGAGCAACUGCAUCACCUUAAAAACCUGUUUGAUGGACUGAAGAGCUGCACCUGGAACUAAGCUGCCUGUCUUUAACUCAUAUGGAAUGAACUGAGUGGAGCUCUGAGCGACGCAGCGACAGGAAGGCUCUUAUGAAGCUGUCAGGCGACGACAGAGGAGACUGUGGCCAGCGUGUCAUCCUCCCGUUACUAAGAUGGAGAUGAGGUACUGAGUUAAUAAACUGUUAGAGGGGCUGCUGACCACGUGGGUUGUUUCAUUAGUCUGUGAGGAGUUUUGCAAACAUCCUGUCAGUAGUUUCUAUAAAGGGACACUUCUGCUGAAUGCUAUUUUGUAACUAUAUGUGACACAUUCUGCUGGUCUUGUGUCUAAUGGAGGUUUAGUUCUUUACUGUAGUGUCACAGUGAACAACUACUGCUCAAUGUAAACAGACUUGUUGCCACGUGACACUGUUAGGAUCACAACUCAAGGACAGAGUCAAAACACAGAUAUUGUUUGUCACAAAAAAAGUUCAUUUUUUCAAAACAAUUCAAGUAAAACAUGUUGGAGUGACAUCAACAGUCUGUAUAAACAUUGUGCAAUUUGCAGCCUGUAGUGUCUUGAGCCUUUCUAUUGGCUCCUCGAUAUAAAAACUGUUUCUCCAGAAUGAGCAAACAUCUGUAAACAACAAGCAUCUCAAUACAAAAUCAAACCCUGAGGACAUCACGGUCAAUUAGCAUUUCAAAGUCCUGCCAAUAUUAGCAAGAGGUGUAGACCCUGACAAAAUGCAUUACAUUUAUAUGUAAAUACGUCAAUAAAUAAUGUUUCUAUUCUGUAAAAA
Molecule: messenger RNA, 5435 nt
Organism: Lates calcarifer (barramundi perch)
Lineage: Eukaryota; Metazoa; Chordata; Actinopteri; Centropomidae
Gene: plxnc1
Product: plexin C1
Exons: 31
Coding region: 107-4678 (1523 amino acids)
Biological process (GO): regulation of GTPase activity; regulation of cell migration; positive regulation of axonogenesis
Cellular component (GO): semaphorin receptor complex
Molecular function (GO): semaphorin receptor activity; protein binding
Source: RefSeq, a predicted model, not a curated record